This is a messenger RNA of Paramecium sonneborni, 683 nucleotides long. Lineage: Eukaryota; Ciliophora; Oligohymenophorea; Peniculida; Parameciidae. The record is from the annotation of a GenBank genome assembly.
CAAGUUUUACUCAGUUUUCUGAAAAAAAUGUUUUUUUUAAAGUUUAGAUAUCCAUUAUGAUUAAAAGGCAUAAGAUCCAAUUGAAUAGAAAAAACCUAUUAAUCUAAAUAAUGACGAAAUUGAAAUGAAACUAAAGUGCAUUUCCAAGAUAGGGAGCAUUUCUGAAGGAACUAUCAAAUAAUACAAAGAACCUAUAAGAAAAUUUUAUUAAUGGUUAUGGAAAGAAGGUAAGCACAAACCAAGCGCUUCUAAUAUCAUAUUAUAUAUACAAACUUAGAAUCCAACAUUACACGAUCUCAAAGGAAUAGCCAGAAUUAAGAAAACUCAAAAAAUAUUUCUCAAAGAAGAGCAAAAGAACUUGAUCAAAGAAACGAAGUUUUUUUAUAAGAAGGACAAAUACGAUAACCCCAUUAAAGUUGGGAUCUUUUUAUUAUUUAAAAGGUAUUGAUGCAUAUUAUAAAAAGUUUAUAAGUGAUUUAAUUUAUUAUAAUAUGGAAAUAUUGGCAUUUCGACUUUACAUACUGUAUCAUUUAGGCGCUCGUGUUUCAGAAUUGGAAUAAAUUACAUUUUAAAUGAUUUGCGAUGGAACAGUCAUUUAUAUACCAAAAAAAUAAAUAAAAAAAGGUUCGAGUGCAGAAAGGAUUCUUGAAAUGCGCAAGAGGUCAUAAAUGCAACAACUUAAU